Molecule: messenger RNA, 2971 nt
Organism: Oncorhynchus mykiss (rainbow trout)
Lineage: Eukaryota; Metazoa; Chordata; Actinopteri; Salmoniformes; Salmonidae
Source: RefSeq, a predicted model, not a curated record
UGAGCCCAAGGCUGAAGUACACACUUAAAUUAAAUUCAAUUAAAAACAGUGAACAACCAUUGUAUUUCAACUGUGCUAAUAUUACCAACAAUUUGGAAAAUGUGUUGAUGUGUUUUACAGAACAAGUGUGUACCACCACCUCCACCGAUGGGGACACAUGGACAUCAGGGGAACACUGGCAGUGUCCCCAAAGGAGUGAAUCCCUACUCUAUGAAAGCAGCAGGUCUAUGGGGCAGCAGAUACCCCACAAUGCAUUACAAUGAUGGGACCAACUCAAAGCCUCCAAGCCAUGGGGCUGGACUGCUUCCUAGACAGCUCUCUGGCUUGCUCCCUCCUUCACACUUUGACCUCAUGGCACCAAUGGUUGUGCCACCUGACACUCUACACUACUGAGGCCCAAGACAUAAAGUCGCCUGAAAGCUGUGUAGCAAUAAUUCCAGCUUCUGACCAAGAAUCAUGGAUACCUUUCAUGUGAGUACUCACACACCAGAUUUUUUUUACAUACCUCAGAAGGAAGAUACCUCAAUAUCUGGAAGCACUGUCUCAUGUACAACUGUUAAUGCUAUCUGAAAAAUCUAACAAAAUGUUGACUUGAUCGUUUCAUCAAGACCUUCUCAUCACAAGUUGGAACUAGUGGUCAACAUUGGGACAAUGCCGCCCAAAAUAACAGGGACCAACAUUUUCAUGGAGUGAGCAAGACCUGUCAGCAGAGCUCACUGGAGCAGGGAGACAUCCCAUCACCCUUUUGGCGCCUGACAAAGUACACUUUUUUUCUUCUAAAUAACACUAUAGUAACGUCUUCUGCACAAAGUUACAUUCCUAAUAAGAUUGGUGUUAAGUGAGAAAGAAUCCUAAAGAUGGUCCAAUGGGCAUGGUCUGAAGCCUCUCGUCAUCUCAGUAUGUUGAACCACCUGAUUUCUUGCAGGCUUGAGAUUCAGAUCCUGCUGAACGAUGUUAAGCAAUCGAUUAACCACAUGCAGGGGACGCUGAACACCAUGCAGGGGCAGUGUAUUGAGUUGCAGACUGCCAUAUCUAAGAUCACCACAGCAGCCGAAUUUGCUGUGCAGAGGGAGGAGAUCCUCCGAGCAUCAGGCCUCAUCCCGUCACAGAGGGAGGAAAUGCUCCGAGCAUCAGGCCUCAUCCUGUCACAGAGGGAGGGUAUCCUCCAAACAGCCAGUGUCCCUUCACAGAGGAAGGGGAUUCUCCCAGCAGCUAACAUCACUGUGCAGAGGGAGGAGAUCUUCCGAGCAUCAGGCCUCAUCCCUGAAGAGAGGGAGGACAUCCGCCUCACAGCCAGUGUCCCUGCACAGAGGGAGGGGAUUCUUCCAGCAGCUACUGCAGCUACUGUCACUGUGCGAAAGGAGAAGAUCCUCCGAGCAUCAGGCCUCAUUUCUGCACAAAAGGAGUUGAUCCACCUGAUGGCCAGUGUCACUGCGCAGAGGAAGGGAAUCGUCCCAAUGGUCAGCGUCCCUGCGCACAAGGAGGGGAUCGUCCAAAAGGCUAGUGUCCCUGCUGAGAGGUUGGAGAUCCUCCGAGCAUCAGGCCUCAUCCCGCCACAGAGGGAGGGGAAUGUCCGAACAGCCAGUGUCCCAGCACAGAGGGGUGGGAUUCUCUCAGCAGCCAGCAUCACUGAACAGAGGGAGGGAAUUCUUCCAGCAGCUUCUAUCACUGUGCCGAAGAAGAAGAUCCUCAGAGCAUCAGGCCUCAUACCUGCACAAAAGGAGUUGAUCCACCUGAUGGCCAGUGUCACUGCGCAGAGGAAGGGAAUCGUUCCAAUGGUCAGCGUCCCUGCACACAGGGAGGGGAUCGUCCCAAAGGCCAGUGUCCCUGCUGAGAGGGAGGAGAUCCUCCGAGCAUCAGGCCUCAUCCCGCCACAGAGGGAGGGGAAUGUCCGAACAGCCAGUGUCCCAGCACAGAGGGAUGGGAUUCUCUCAGCAGCCAGCAUCACUGAACAGAGGGAGGAGAUCCUCCGAGCAUCAGGCCUCAUCCCAUCACAGAGGGAGGGUAUCCUCCAAACAGCCAGUGUCCCUGCACAGAGGGAGGAGAUCCUCCGAGCAUCAGGCCUCAUCCCAUCACAGAGGGAGGGUAUUAUCCAAACAGCCAGUGUCCCUGCACAGAGGGAGGGGAUCUUCCGAGCAUCAGGCCUCAUCCCUGAAGAGAGGGAGGAGAUCCUCCUCACAGCCAGUGUCCCUGUGAAGAAUGAAAACAUUCAUCCACAACCACCUUCCAUCAUCCCCAUGUUGGCACCACUGUGGAAAUGGGAUGGUGGAGCGUGUACUCCACCUGUGGAUUUCUAUUCCAAGAGAAGAGAUGUCCGACUUAGAUAUGUUGAGCAUCCUGCUAUGAUGUCCAUCACCAAGCCGGAACACUCCGAUGCCAACCCUCAGUUCCAGACUGGCACCCGGCCGGUGGCUGAGCCCGAGACCCCUGCUGUUCACAAUAACAGUGGAGGCUGGCUCAGCUGGGUCUUUGGGAGUGGAAGAGCUAACAAGAAGGAGGUUCAUCUACCUGAGGACAAAGACAGAUCUAUUGUCUGGGAUCCAACUCUGCACAGAUGGGUUAACAAAACUGAGCCCAAGGCUGAAAACAAGUGUGUACCACCACCUCCACCGAUGGGGACACAUGGAUAUCAGGGGAACACUGGCAGUGUCCCCAAAGGAGUGAAUCCCUACUCUAUGAAAGCAGCAGGUCUAUGGGGCAGCAGAUACCCCACAAUGCAUUACAAUGAUGGGACCAACUCAAAGCCUCCAAGCCAUGGGGCUGGACUGCUUCCUAGACAGCUCUCUGGCUUGCUCCCUCCUUCACACUUUGACCUCAUGGCACCAAUGGUUGUGCCACCUGACACUCUACACUACUGAGGCCAUUUUCCCAAAUUGAAUUUGCCAUACAUUGAUUUUUUUCAGCAUUAAAAAUGUAUUAAAAUAUGAUCUAUUAAUUAAAUAUCUCCUUUGUGUCCUCAUGUUCACAUGAA